This is a messenger RNA of Trypanosoma brucei brucei TREU927, 960 nucleotides long. RefSeq names its product iron/ascorbate oxidoreductase family protein, putative. Gene Ontology annotation, molecular function: dioxygenase activity. The coding region runs from base 1 to 960 and encodes 319 amino acids. The record is from RefSeq and is a predicted model, not a curated record. NCBI's taxonomy places the organism in Eukaryota, Euglenozoa, Kinetoplastea, Trypanosomatida, Trypanosomatidae. The transcript has a single exon.
AUGACACGCGCCUCGCUUCCUGUUAUUGAUGUUUCGCCCCUAUUUGGUGGCGAAUCCGCAGAAAAGGAAAGGGUCUCCAAGCAGAUUGAUAAUGCAUGCAGAACAUGGGGCUUCUUCUACAUUGUGGGGCAUCCGAUCCAGCAGGAGCAGAUUGAGAGGGUGCUAGAUGUAGCGAAGAAUUAUUUUUCACUCCCCAUGGAAGAGAAGCUCAAAUUGGACAUUCGUAAAAGUAAGCUGUAUCGUGGUUAUAUUGCUUUUGGGGCCGAGGACCCCGAUGAUGCUAAGGUCUACGGCUACGAGGGGUUCAAUAUGGGGCACCAUCUUCCGAAGCACCACCCAGAGGUUAUGGCAGGAGUGCCGCUCCGAGGACCGAACAUCCACCCCACUCAGGUAAAGGGCUGGGCGGAGGAAAUGGAAAAUCAAUAUGACGAUAUGUGGGCCCUUUCACUUGUUAUCCUGCGCGCUAUGGCACUGGGACUCGGCCUGCGGGAAGAUUUCUUCGACUCCAAGUUUAUGGAUCCGAUGUGUGAAUUGAAUAUAAAGCAUUACCCUUCCCCAACCACUACAGGCAAAAAAUCUCAUUUGCUUAUUGAGCACGCUGACUUUUGCGCUAUUACAUUACUCUAUCAAGACGGUGUGGGUGGCUUGCAAAUUCGAGGACUUUCCGGAGAGCUGAUGGAUGUGCCACCUGUUGAAGGAAGUUUUGUUGUCAACAUUGGAGACAUGAUGGAGAUGUGGACCAAUGGCCAAUACCGUUCUACCAUGCACCGUGUUGUUCCGAGAAGUGGCACACGGUACUCCAUGCCUUUUUUCUGUGUCCCAAACCCGAAUGUCAUUAUUAAGUGCCUCGACAACUGUCAUUCGGAGGAGAAUCCACCAAGGUACCCUCCAGUGCGGGCUGUUGACUGGAUUUUGAAGCGAUUCGCGGAAGUGUUUUCGCUUGCAAAACCUAAAAUGUAG